UGAUGGGCGCUACCGACUAGUUUUGGGUGUUUUGACUAUCGAGUUAAAAAAAAACAAUCGAGUGAUUUUUCGGUAUUAUCGACCGAAUUUACUUGAUAAUUUAAGUGUACUACAGUUUAGUGUUUACACUGUCUAGUGUCUAUUGUCUAUAGUACUACAGUUUAUACUUAUCAUAUUUCUAUAUAGUGUACAACGUUACAAUUUACAACGAUGAAAUUUCAUUUAUUCUGUGGUAUUACGCUUUAGUGUAUUGUGUAAUUAAUUACGACGCAAUUCGUCCGUCUGUCCGUACUCUGCGAAGUUCACAUGCUAUUAUAUUAAUAAAUUAUUAUUUAUUUAGUCAGAGUAUAAAUGAUUGCCGGAUAAUUAUUUAUAUUAGACAACCAGUAUAUUAAAUUUUCAUUAGUAUUAUAUAUUAACACUUUUAACGCCUAUUUUGUCUUGUGGAACGUUAUUGCGUUCUGUAUAUAAUUUACUUUAUGUCGUUUUUGUUAACCAACUUCCAUGUUUAUUAUUUGUCAUUUAACCAAUCUAGAUGCUAAUUAACUAUCAAAUAUUAUAAAUAAUUGAAUGUUAAAUUAAUAUAAGAAUAUAAAUGUAAAUCUGUGACUAGUUAUAGAUUAAAGAAGUAUCAUGUUCAAUAAAAGACACACCAAAAAUCAAGGUCAAAACCGUCAUACUAGAAAAUCCAGAAGAAAUCCAUCAUUAAAUGCAGAAAACAUUCAAUUUGAUUUUAAGUUGCUCGAUCAGCAAUUAAAUUUGAGCAGUUCAAAUGGUUCUAAUACAAAAGAAGAACAAAGGGAAAAAAAACAAAAUUCAGAUAAUAGACAAGAACAUAGGAGAAAAAAUCAAAAUUAUGAAAAUAGACGAGAAAGAGGGAGAAAAAAUGAUUUUGAACAAAAACAAGACUUUGAUAAUAACACUAAUAAAAAAAAUUUUAAAAAUAAAUUUUUUGGAUUUAAACGACUUGAAGAAUUAUCUGAUGAAGAACCUUCUAAAAUUAUAUUUGUGAUGUCUGAUAAAGUUAAUGGAUUCAUGGAUUUAUUCAAACAAAAUAAAGAACCAGAUUGGAUAUUUUUGCUUAUGAAAGUUUCAGCUAAGAUUUGUUCUUCAGAAUUUAUACAAAAUAAAAUUUUUUUACUAACAGAAUUAACGUGUAAUGAAUUUUUUAAUCAUAUAAAAUCCUAUAUAUUGAGUACACCUACAGAAAAAAAUAAAAAUCGUUGUGAUAAAAUGAAUACAUUUUAUGAAGAUUGCUUAGUAGUUUUUCAGUCUAUAACUACAUUAUUUCCAAAAACAGCUGAAGAAAAAUUGAAGGAGAUUAUAGUUAGUAGUAAUAUUGCUUUAACUGGUAUUAAAACUUAUUCUAAUCAUAUUAAAAUAAAUGAAACUACAAUCGUUGAGAUGAAUAAUUUGCUAGAAAAACUGAAAGAAACUAUAGUGACUGAUGAAUUAAAAUUAAAAGAAAAAUGUACGAUUGAAAAUAUAGUUCAAAUUAUGCCUCCGCCUGAAAAUUUUAGAAUACUUACAGUAUAUCCAACCUCAUUUGAUUUUGAAUAUGGCAAACCAUUUUUACGACCUAAUAUUUUAAAAGGAGCUUAUCAAAACAUAGAGCACUAUUUGGAUGUUCAAUUUCGUCUUUUACGUGAAGAUUUUAUUUCUCCAUUACGAGAAGGAAUACAGUUUUUUAAAGAAUCAAUACAUAAUCAACAUCACCGAAAAAUAAAUAAUAUUCGUAUUUAUCGAGAUGUUGAAUUUGAAAUAAAAGGUGAAUUUGUUCGUGAUAAAUAUGGUUAUAUAAUAAACUUUGACAUAAAAAAAAAAUUAAAAAUUAACUGGGAAAUGGCAAAACGUUUCAUGUAUGGUUCUUUAUUGCUUUUUUCUGUUGAUAAUUUUAAAACUUUUUUUUUGGGUAUUGUUUUGGAGCGAAAGAUUGAACUUUUGAAGCAAGGAAAAUUGAUUGUGGAAUUAUUAGAAGAUGCAAAACCUUUAUUUAAUACAUCUAUUACCAUGGUAGAGAGUGAAGUAUUUUUUGAACCAUAUAAAUGCUCAAUGGAAGCUCUUAAAAAUAUUAAUGCUCAUAAUUUUCCAAUGGAAAAAUAUAUAAUAGAAGCUUCUAAAAAAGUAGAUUAUCCAUAUUACAUAGACACAUUACCUGAUCCAUUCUAUUCAAUUGAUAAUCUCCAGAAAUUCAAUUUAAUGGAUGAUUUUCAAUGGCCUACUAAAGAAGAGCUAAAACUUGAUGAAAUGCAAUUCAAAGCAUUCAAAGCAGCACUAACUCAAGAAUUUACUAUUAUACAAGGGCCCCCAGGUACAGGAAAAACAUUUAUUGGUUUAAAAAUUAUGAAAACAAUUAUAAAUAAUUUAUAUAUUAACAACGAAUGUUGUUUUAAACCAAUUUUAGUGGUUUGCUACACUAACCAUGCAUUAGAUCAAUUCAUGGAAGGUAUUUUAAGUUUCACUGACAAAGUUAUACGAAUUGGUGGUCAAUCUAAAUCUGAAAUUAUAGAAAAAUACAGCUUAAGAAAUGUUGCUCGUAUGUACAGAAGAUCCAUUACUACUAAUAGAGGCCUAAGAGAUGUUCAAAAUCAAGUAAAAACAAUUAUGGAUAACAUAAACUAUUUUAAAAAAUGUAGUGAUGUUGUAUCGUACAAUGCGGGAAUUUUAGAGUUAUCGUUAUUAAAAAAUGGUAUGCCUAUAAAAUAUCAUAAUUUUUUUAAUACUACCUUAGAUCUACUCUCUUGGUUAUUUCAAGAUCCUAAUUAUUUUAAUGUAGACCCAAUUGGAUUUAUUACUAGUAUUAACCCUGAAUUGAUUAAUAAAGUUUAUCAUUCUGAAAAAUUAUUGAAAAUUGAAAAAGAAGUAAAUGAAAAUGAUGAUGAUGAAAAUAGUCAAUAUGAACCAGAUUAUUUAGAAAUAGAACAUAAAUAUAAAGAAAUUGUUAUUUAUAGUAUAACUUUGAAUGACAUAAAACAUGUUUGCAAGGAACUUCUUGAGGAAAAUAUACGAUUAAAGAAUCUUUUGAAUUUGGAUAUAAAUUACUACAACCAAUCUGAAGAAGUCAAAUUCAAAUUUGAUGUAAUGGAAAAGAUUCAUGAUUAUUUUGAAAACAUGUUAAAUUUGGCUAAUAUUUGUAUUGAACUACCAAAAUCAAUUAAUAAUUUAAAUGUAUUAAAUAUGGGUCAAAGAUGGUCUCUAUAUUAUUGUUGGGUGCGAAAAACAAAAGAGAUGUUUAAUCCAAAAAUAAUGAAUUAUGAAGAAAAAUAUAUUCAAGUUUAUAAGCAGUAUUCUGAAUUAAGAGAAUUGGAAAAUAUAGAGUUAUUAAGUGAUAUGCAUGUAAUUGCAUUAACUACUACUGGUGCAGCUAAGCAUAGAAUAAUGCUGGAAGGUUUAGAGUCGCCAAUUGUUGUUGUUGAAGAAGCUGCUGAAGUUUUGGAGGCACACAUAGUUGCAUCAUUAACAAGACAUUGUCAACAUCUUAUAUUGAUAGGCGACCAUAAACAACUCCGUCCUAGUAAUGCAGUUUACAAAUUAGCCAAAGAUUUUAAUUUUGAUAUUUCACUGUUUGAACGUAUGGUCAAUAACGAAGUACCUUGUUACAUGUUGGGUGAACAACAUAGAAUGCGCCCUGAAAUAGCAUCCCUUAUAACUCCAUCAAUCUAUAAUGAAUUGAAAAAUCAUAUUUCUGUUCACAAUAGAGAACACAUUUGUGGUGUUACCAAAGAUGUGUUCUUCCUAAACCAUAAUGUGUAUGAAAAAGAAGUUGAAGAAAUUUCAAGCAAAAGUAAUGAUCAUGAAGCUAGAUUUUUAAUUGCGUUUGCUAGGCAUUUAAUUUUACAAGGAUAUACAACUAAACAAGUGACAAUAUUAACAACUUACAGUGGUCAAUUAUUUCUAAUUCGUUCAUUGCGAAAAAAACAUUCAAUAUUAGAAGGUAUGAAAAUAACAGUUGUUGAUAACUAUCAAGGCGAAGAAAAUGAUAUUAUAUUGCUAUCGCUAGUUAGAAGUAAUGAAAAUGGAAAUGUUGGUUUUUUAAAAACAGAGAACAGAAUAUGUGUUGCAUUAUCAAGAGCAAAAUAUGGAUUUUAUAUAAUGGGUAACAUGAACAAUUUGUGUAAUUCUAGUAAUUUGUGGAAACAAAUAAAAGAAACAUUGGUAAAUCAGGGUUCAUAUGGUGAUGAAGUAUCUUUAGAAUGUGCCAUACAUUCUGGUGUUAUAACAAAGGUUUCAAAGAGUGAAGAUUUCAACAUAAUUACGGAAGGUGGUUGCUCCAUGUUGUGUAAAUCAUUGUUGUCAUGUGGUCAUUAUUGUUCAAGUGUAUGUCAUUCUUUUGACCGUGAACAUUUAAAAAAAAAAUGCAGGGAGCCUUGUAACAAAUCCUGUGAUUAUAAUCAUCCAUGUACAAAAAUAUGUUUUAUGGAUUGUGGACAGUGCACCAUACUUAUGACAAAAGAUUUACCAUGUGGUCAUCAAAAAGAAUUACCAUGCCAUGUUGAUAUUAAUACUUAUCCAUGUGAAGAAAUGGUGGAAUUAAUCCUUAAAGAAUGUGGUCAUAAAAUUAUGAAAAAAUGUCAUGACAAUAAUCCAAAUUGUUCAGUUAAAUGUUAUAUUCGGUUAGAUUGUGGCCAUGCUUGUGAGCGCAAUUGUCACAAAAAUGAUGAUCCAGACCAUGAAAAGUACAAAUGUUUUAAACCUUGUGAAAAUACUAAUAAAAAGUGCUCUUUAAAUCACAAAUGUCAAAAAUUAUGUUAUGAAGAUUGUGCAUCGUGUACUGUUAAAGUUGAGAAAACUCUGCUAUGUGGACACAAAAGAAAUGAUGUACCUUGUGGAUUAAGUGUUAAUAAAGUUAUGUGUUAUCUUCCAUGUAUUCGUCCUUUAAAAUGUGGUCAUAAGUGUUUAGCUAAAUGCUAUGAACCAUGUAAACCUUGUGAAAAACUAAUAAAAAAAAUGAUUCCAGACUGUGGACACUCAACCACAAUUAAAUGUAAAACAAUACCAGAACGUAAGCAUUGUACCAAGCAAUGUGAUCGAAUUUUAAUUUGCGGGCAUUUGUGUAAGAAUUUAUGUGCAAAAGAAUGUAAUCCUGAAGAAUGUGAGGAAAUUGUAUUUAAAAAAUUUAGUAAACUUGAUUGUGGUCAUAAUAAAGUUUGGGUCUUAUGUUGUGACAAAGAUAAAGAGUUCAGACUGAGUAGCCAAUAUCUACUUGAUAAAUGCCGUGAACCAUGUCUACAAAAAUUAAAUUGUGGAGACAUUUGUUUGGGCACUUGUGGAGAAUGUAAGCAAGGUCGAUUACAUAUUCCUUGCGGUGAGAUUUGCGACAAGAUAAACCCUUGUAAUCAUACUUGUAAAUCUCCCUGUAAGGAACGGUGCCCUCCUUGCAAUCAAAAAUGUAUUUAUUCUUGCAUUCAUUCUAAAUGUCCUCGUUUGUGUGGUAAUCAAUGUGCACCAUGCAUGGAAAAAUGUGGAUGGGAGUGUCCACAUUUGAAAUGCACUAAAAAAUGUAAUGAAAUUUGUGAUCGAAAACCAUGUAAUGAGCCUUGCACAUUAAAGCUGAAUUGUGGGCAUGAAUGUAUAGGAUUUUGUGGUGAACCAUGUCCUCCUCUAUGUCGCAUAUGUCAAGAAGAAGAAGUUACUACAAUUAUUUUUGGCAAUGAAGAUGAACCAAAUGCAAAAUUUGUUUAUUUAGAAGAUUGUAAACAUUCCAUUGAAUCAGAAGCUUUAUCUAAAUGGAUGCACCAAAACGAUAAAGAAAUUUGUUUGAAACAGUGUCCAUUAUGUAAGACACCAAUUUUAAGAACCCAACGUUUCAUGAACCAAGUAAAAGUUAUAGUAGAGGACAUUUCAAGAAUAAAAGAUAUACAGCGUGGAGAACUAGAUGUUAUUAAAAGAGGAAAGAAGAAACUAAUUUUUUCAUUACAAUCCUUGGAUAACAAUUUUGUUUCAAAUUUUUUUAGUGAUCAAAAUAAUGGAUAUGAUAAUAUCAAACAUCUAUGGGAUUCAUUUUGCAAGCCUUUAAUAGCUUCAUUAAAAUGUUCAGGAAAGAAGCGUUACUUCAAUUUACCUGCAAAAGAUAUAGAAUCUUUAAAUUUUGUCGUUGAUUUAUUUAAAACUACUUCAAAGUUUAAAGGAAAAAUUGAAGGCAUUGAUGAUAUCCAAAAGAAACAAACCAUUACUAAUCACUUUAAGUGGCUACUUGAAGUUGCUUUUACUUAUUCAAGACAAUUAUCUAGCCAACAAAAAUACGAUAUAAACAUGGAAGUUGCAAGAGGUGCUAGGAUAUUACAUUUAUUUGAAAUAAUGUCUAAUCCUAAGUUUAAGAUGGCAUGUGGAUAUAGGCAUAGUUCUAGCGCAACUGAAGUAAGAGCCUUAGUAGACAAUAUGGAAGCUAUAUUAAUGUCUUGUAAAAAAUACUCUGUUGAAAGUGAAGAAAGUAUAGACGUAUUAACCAAAUUAAUUUAUGAUAAAUUUGAUGGAUUGGCAAUUAUUACCGAAGAAGAAAGAAAAAUGAUACAUAAAGCUAUGUCCUCUAGUUUUUAUUCGAGUGAUAGAGCUCAGGGUCAUUGGUGCAAGUGUCCCAAUGGACAUAUUUAUUGUAUAACAGAAUGUGGAGGGCCAAUGCAACAGGCUCUUUGUCCAGAAUGUAAAGUAAUAAUUGGCGGGCAAAACCACAGCCAUGUUUCCGGUAUAACAGUGGCUUCAGAAAUGGAUGGUGCUAGUCAUCUCAUGUUUCAAACUCGUUAAUUUAAUAACUUAUUCACAUAACAAUUUAUAUUUUACUUUUAAUUCUACAAACUUAAUUUUUUUACA
Messenger RNA from Melanaphis sacchari, 6807 nucleotides. Its product is annotated as NFX1-type zinc finger-containing protein 1-like. Lineage: Eukaryota; Metazoa; Arthropoda; Insecta; Hemiptera; Aphididae. Gene Ontology annotation, biological process: regulatory ncRNA-mediated heterochromatin formation. The transcript has 16 exons. The coding region runs from base 634 to 6741 and encodes 2035 amino acids. Gene Ontology annotation, cellular component: nucleus; nuclear RNA-directed RNA polymerase complex. Gene Ontology annotation, molecular function: zinc ion binding; helicase activity. The record is from RefSeq and is a predicted model, not a curated record.